CUUCCAACAUGGCGUAGAUUCGUGUAACUGAACGUUCUUGCUGAAAAUCGAUGAUAUCAUUGUCAUCAUUAGUGGGCUUUUUCUCUUAUCGAAGGAAGAAAAUGUGUUAAAUUUUGUGCAUAAUAUUGUGUUGUUUAUGUACGCUGCUAUGUAUAUGUUUUAUACGUUAAGAAAUUUGAUUGAAAAUAUGAGCUUUAUGAAAUUUUAAAUCGUGUGCUUAUAACUAACUGUUUGUGCGAGGGCUGAAAAACAUUACUUUUAUCUAAAAAUAUAUAUAGGUCUUAUUUUCAGUAUAUUCAAUAUACAAACAUAUUCAGUUAUAUUCAAUAUACAAACAUGGGACGAUCUAGAAGUGGUAGUAGAUCACCUUCUAGACAUAAGCAUAAAAGUAAACAUUCUCAUAAACGAUCACACUCCAAAGACAAAAGGGAAAGGAGCAGUAAGUCCAAAAAGUCCCGGUCUCGAGAGCGGUCCCGAUCCAGGUUAUCAAAAUUAGAAGUUAACAAAUUAGAUAUUAGGCAUUUGCAAGAUGGGAAGAAAAGAAAACGUUCUCGAUCUUCUUCUUCUUCAAGCAGUAGUAGUGAUGAUUUAGAUGGACUUUAUAGCUCACAUCGCCGUAGGUUAAAAAAAAUGAAUGAAGUUGAAAGACUUGCGGAAAUGGAAAGAUUGAGGAGGCAAAAAGAACUAGAGUCAAAAAUGGUUGAAGAAGAAACUUCUAAACGGAUAGAAGAAAUUGUUGCCAGAAGAGUAGAAGAAGAAUUAGAGAAACGAAAAGAUGACAUUGAAAAAGAGGUAUUACGUAGGGUUGAGGAGGCGAAAAAAAUAAUGGAAAAGCAGAUGCUGGAAGAAAUGGAGAGGAGGCAAAAAUUGGAGUUGGAAGCUCAAAAAGCAAAGGAGGAAGAAGAAAGGAAAAAACGGGAGCAAUUGGAAAAAAUUUUGGAGGAAAAUAAGCGAAAAAUCGAUGAGGCUCAGAAAAAACUGGAUGAAGAACGGCUUGCAAUGAUUGAAGAGCAGCGCAGAAUUGACGAGGAGAGAAAGAGACUUAUGAAAGAAAAGGAGAAAAAAAUGAAAGAAGAGCAACAAGUUAUUUUAAACAAAGGCAAAGUUAGGCCUAAACUGUCAUUUUCAUUAAAACCUGUUGGAUAAUAGCAUAAUGGAGGAAACAUAUUUAAUAAAAAAAUGUAAAAUGUGUGUGUUACUUGAAGUGCAAGAUGAGUUCUGACUGUAUAAAGUAUAGAUACGAGUGUUGGAAUGGAAUCCAGUAAAGCAUUCUGAAUGGCAUAAUUUUUUUUUGGUAUAUGUAACUACUAAACUCAUUUUUUUUUGUCAAGUAUUUAAAUUAUAAGAGAAAGUUAUUUUUCCAAUUUAUCAAAUAAACAUUUGUAUGUGAAACUGAUCAUUAGAAAAAUGGAAAUUGCAGUUUCAUGUCUCUGUUCUGACAGAUUAGAAGGAUAAUAUUCAUUACUGAAUUCCAAAUAAAUCAUUCUAAAAAUUUCUUCAGUAGAUUAAAAGAAAAUGUAGUUUAUUUAUACUAAAAUUUCUGUAACUUGGCAGCCGAACUUAUAAAUUGUUCUCUUCUAAGAAAGAUAAAGUACACUGGUUAAAAGUGCCCAUUGAAUUACUUAAGUUGUAAUAAUGUGUAUAAAAUGCAUGUAGAUUAAAUAAAGAGAAAAAAAAAAGUAUUUUAAUAACAAAAAGUGCAAGCCAAGAUGUGUUUUGGCUGCUAUUAAAAUGUUGGACAAUUUUUUAACUGUAUCUUUAUUCCAUUAUAUCUUUAUACAAAUUGAGUACAUUUUUAAUGUAAAGAGUUAUAUAUUUUUUUUUGUACCUGUCUGGUAUGUUAUUUGGAUAAGUCAAAUGGUGAAUACGUUAAGAAUAUUGUAUUGGACUCUCAAGAAGAUGAAUGAGUAGUAAAUUAUUACUGAACAUGUCUCAAUUCAUUUCAUUUAAUAUGCAUCAUCAUCUACACUUUUUAAGGAAGGGAUUGUGAUUAAAUUGUGCUGCAUAACAGUUUCUUUUUAGGACUCUUAUGUUAAUGUUGUGUUUUGCAUAAUUUAAACAAUCUAAUUUCCUCUUGUCCUAAUACUGACUUUAUCUGUAAUUUUUUUUUUAUUUUAAUAGGAUUAGUCUGAGCUGGAUAUGAUGUAUGAUAAUAAUAAUGAAAAUUAAUAUAUGCUUUUUCAGAUUUGGAAUUUUGUGUUAAAUAUUUUGUUGAUUUUUAUAGGAGAGUAUAUAAAUGGACAGAAUUUUACUUUGGCUUUUAAAAAUAAAAGUUUUAUUGAAAAACUGUAGUUUCUAGGGGGAAAAUAUCAUAAUGUAAAAUUACAACUACAAAAAUAUGUGACUAAAUUCAAUUUUUACAUUACUUUUUUCUUAGAUUAAGUUAUUAAUUUUUUCUUUUAACAUUUAAAAAUUUCCAUAUUUUCUUCCUGUGGGAAAGAGUCACAGUUUUAAUGUUUUGCUGUAUUUGCAUUGAGUUUUUACUUGCGUCUUCAUGUUUAUAUUGAUUAAAUGUAUAUUAAAAGUUAAGUCAGUAUAUUGUUUUUAUUCCUUCACAUUUUCCUUCUGAAAUGUCAUUUUGGCUUGAAGAACUAAGAGUAUGGUGAAUUUCUUAAUCACAAAUCAUACUUAACUUGUACAGUAUCAUCAUUGUUUUCUGUAUUGUUUGGUUAAACCGCAGUAAAUAAAAAUGUUAUAAUUUGUGAAA
This is a messenger RNA of Stegodyphus dumicola, 2707 nucleotides long. RefSeq names its product Arginine and glutamate rich 1 (gene Arglu1). Lineage: Eukaryota; Metazoa; Arthropoda; Arachnida; Araneae; Eresidae. Gene Ontology annotation, cellular component: nucleoplasm; mitochondrion. Gene Ontology annotation, molecular function: cadherin binding. The record is from RefSeq and is a predicted model, not a curated record.